Molecule: messenger RNA, 2023 nt
Organism: Actinia tenebrosa (Australian red waratah sea anemone)
Lineage: Eukaryota; Metazoa; Cnidaria; Anthozoa; Actiniaria; Actiniidae
Product: secretory phospholipase A2 receptor
Source: RefSeq, a predicted model, not a curated record
GAGCGUUUGAAUUUUUCCUUGAAAAAAUAUGUUUUGUAAAUAGAGAUAACUGAAUAGCUAUUGUUCUGAAGGCAGACCAUAAUGCGCAACUGGAUACUAUCAAAAAUUAAAAUGCAUCUAAGAAACCCUUCCACCUGCCUACGCCUAAAGUGAAGUAUUCAAGGAGUAUUCAAAGACUCAAAAUAAACCGCUUACCAGCACUAGUACUCAUAGAGCUGAUUUUGUAGGAGAUAACAAGAGAGUCGAAACAACAGUUAGUUUGGUCAGUUUUGCUUAGUACAUUUGGUAAAAAGAAAGAAAUCAAGCUGCAAGAAGCCGUUCCCAGUUAACGAUAAUAGCUGACACGUAGGUAAGAUUGUCAAUAAAGACGCUUUAUUUAACUCGUAGUAUCCGACGCUUUCGUUUUAUAUCAGUAGCUUAAUGAGUGUAACAAAAAAAAAAAAAACAAAAAAAAAAAUGUUGAACAAUAAUGAUGAUUACUAGGAAGCACUAAUGGAUCGAUAACGUUCUCGUUUUUCUUCAUAAAGAGAUUGUUAUUCUUGACAGAAAUAUGAAUAUCUACACGAAGUUUCUUGUUUUCGCCGCUGUGUUUUUACAAUUCGCGUCAUUUCGUAAUUCUUUCGCCGAAUCUUGUGAAGCCUAUCGUUUCGUCAAAGAAGAAGGAAAGGCACUAGUAAAUCACGUCAUCAAAACCACGACAAUGAACUUAGAAGAACUUUGUUGGGAUGCUUGUGUUUGGCUACCAUGGUGUUUCUCGAUCAACGUUCGUCAUACCAGUUGGGGUGUCGUUGAAUGUGAGCUGAAUAACUCCAGUAAGAAAGCCAGUCCUGGUAGCUUGGUGUCUAGAGAAGGAACAGACUACAACCAGAUGGGGUAUAGAGUAUGGAGUUUGGACGCAUAUCGCGAUGAGCUGGACAAGUGAUGACUCUACAACGUCAGCAGAACUCGCCAUUAAUGGUGUAAUAGAAGCCACAUUAAACUUCUUUGGUACCUUCUCAGGAGCGACUACCAAGGAUACUUCCACCUAUACCCUUGGGAUGCAAAAAAACAGAUUUCAUGGUUCAGAUUUAUACUCUUUUAAAGGACACAUUAGCAAUCCUAAAAUGUUUAACAGAAAACUACAUAUCGAUGAGAUCAAGAAAGACUUUGCACAAUCGAUUGAUAUUCCAGACCUGUCAGCUGUUUGGAUUGGCUUAAACAGGACGGACCAUACCAGUGAGUUUUCAUGGUCAGAUGGCAGCCCACAUGAUUACUUCACAUCGCUGGUGACUAAUCACCACUGUGCAGCCUCAGGAAAAGAUGGCCAAUGGUUUGGUAGACACUGCCUUGAGAAAAAGCCUCUCAUCUGUGAGAAAGCAGCAGAGUAACUACCUGUAGUAACAGAUUUUAACUAGAUGCUUUUACUCAAUGUUAUGUGUAUGUGGUUAGUUUGAAUGUGUGGUCCAGCCGGCUGACAACAAAACAGGAAGGCGCUGGAGGACCCUGGGUACGAGAGUGUAUUUUAAUACAUCUAAGAAAAAGCUGAGGAGAAAUACAACAGACUAUCUUGCACUAAAGACGAAUGUUUUUUGAAAGAAAAUAAGUGUUUGUGGGUCGCAUUAAGACAUAAUGUAUAAAUGAUUUGCUUCAUCGGCCCAAGAAUUGUUAAUGGGUAACGUGUAUGGUUAGUAUGAAGUGUAGGCACCGCGGGUGGUCACUGUCGCCAGAGUUUCUUUACAUCCUCAGUAGAGCCUUUUACAUCCCUCCGAAUGAUUGGUUAAUAACGAUGAAGUAUGGAGGGACUGGAAAUUUCUUGCACCCUCCUUGAAAUUGUCUUGAAGACGAGGCUAACAUGCAUAUACGAAAAAAUGGCACAAGUACCAUAAAGAAAAAGUGUGAUCAGCUCUUUUUAUUUCCAUGUGAGCCUCACAUCCAAGAUACUUUUGAGAAAGGUCCAUUGAGGGCCGCAACGCACAUUAGAAAAAAUAAGGCGCAUUGUAGCUAAUUAUUGUAUAAACAAUCCUAUUAAAUGGUUUUAAAUGUC